UGGACCAUCGCCACUUGCAAUCUGCAUGCGCAUCAUCGCACAGCUUUCGCAGCCUCCAGAUCUGGGGAAGUUCAAGCUCGUUACAUCUUGAACCCUGUCUGUCCACUCUCGGUCAUCGAUAUGCCCCGAAAUCUCUCAAUUAUGAUCAAGGCCUCGCCCACGUUGUCUCCUCUUUCUGGACAGGUGAUCGUGUUCAAGAACUGAUACAAUUCAUUCAAAUUACUUUGCCUCUACUUCUUUCUCGGGGUCCUUGAACAUCUUCUAAUCUACUCUGUACACUUCUGCCCAGCUAUCCAUUUUGAGCGUGCUGUGCAUUUCUUCCUUUUUCCUCUCUGCACCACAUUCUUCUUUCUGAAGGACUACAACACCAACUGACAACAAUCCUAAGCUUGCAACUGACAAUGGCUUCUCGGUUCUCUCCGCGGCGGCUCUUGAGGCCACUCGCCUAUGGCACAGGACUGGCCGUCGCAGGUACGACUGUCAUGUACAUAGCCUACCGCCCUAGGAAUGUUCCCGGCGCAGAUACGCUCGCUCCCAAACCCCCACGAAGAGACGCAAAUGGCGUCAUCAUUCCUCCCAAAUUUCCCUACAUCAAGUCACGAGCCGAGCAGAUUGCGGAUCUGAAGAAAUCCUCGUCUGCAUCGCCGUCUGAAGAGUACGAUUUGCUUGUAAUUGGCGGCGGAGCCACAGGAACCGGUAUUGCGCUGGAUGCGGCUACAAGAGGUUUGAAGGUGGCUCUUGUGGAAAGAGAUGACUUUAGCAGUGGCACAAGCUCAAAAUCCACAAAAUUGGUCCAUGGAGGCGUCCGAUACCUUGAGAAGGCUGUAUGGAAUUUGGACUACAAUCAAUAUCAGCUAGUAAAGGAGGCGCUGAGAGAACGAAAGAGCUUCUUAUACACGGCACCCCACCUGAGUUCGUGGCUCCCCAUCAUGCUGCCUUUGCAGAAGUGGUGGCAGCUUCCCUAUUUCUGGGCGGGAACAAAAUUCUACGACUUCCUGGCCGGUUCAGAGGGUAUCGAAAGCUCUUAUUUCCUCCCUCGAAGCAAGGCGCUAGAUGCGUUCCCCAUGUUGAAGAAAGAGAACCUGGUGGGAGCUCUGGUUUACUAUGAUGGCCAACACAACGAUUCGAGAAUGAAUGUUUCACUGGCGAUGACUGCUACUCUCUACGGCGCGACGACGGUCAACCACCUCGAAGUGACAGGUCUCGAGAAAGACGCCAAUGGAGUGUUGACGGGUGCAAAAGUGCGAGAUCUGAUUGCCGACAAGGAUGGGAAAUCAGGAAAUGAAGAUUUCGUUGUCAAGGCCAAGGGCAUUAUCAAUGCAACCGGCCCCUUUGCAGACGCCAUCCAGCAAAUGGACGAACCGGGUACGAGAGACAUUGUGUCACCAAGUUUGGGAGUCCACGUUGUUCUUCCUGGCUAUCUCAGUCCUCAGAACAUGGGUCUGAUUGACCCCUCGACUUCCGAUGGACGUGUUAUCUUCUUUCUCCCUUGGCAAGGCAAUACCAUAGCAGGAACGACAGACGCACCAUGUGCGAUAUCACAGAAUCCAGUGGCUGGAGAAAAAGAUAUUCAAUGGAUUCUGGACGAAAUCCGAACGUAUCUAACGCCAGACAUCGACGUUCAGCGGUCCGAUAUUCUCGCCGCAUGGUCAGGUAUCCGCCCUCUUGUCCGAGACCCGAAAUCCAAAAAUACCGAAUCUCUUGUUCGAAGUCACCUUGUCACUGUAUCUGAUUCUGGUUUGCUCACAUGUGCUGGUGGAAAAUGGACCACUUACCGCCAAAUGGCUGAAGACGCGGUUGACGAAGCCAUUAAGGUGUUCAAAUUGCAAACCAAGCCUGUUACUUAUGUUCCUGAUAUUAGCGGUGUCAACGGUAUUGACCCAACUGCGAAGAUCCUCGACGGUACUUGCCAAACCCAUCAUAUCCGCCUGCUCGGUGCCCACGGUUACUCUACCACGCUUUUCAUCAAUCUAAUUCAACACUUUGGUCUUGACAUGGAUGUCGCGAAGCACCUCGCAACGGACUACGGUGACCGCGCCUGGGAUGUGGCCGCAAUGGCUACCCCCACGGACAACACGGAGCAUUACCCUCGACGAGGCCAACGAUUGUCAACUCUGUACCCUUUUAUUGACGGCGAAGUACGUUAUGCGGUCCGGAGUGAAUACGCUCAGACCGCAAUUGACGUCCUUGCACGCCGCACGAGAUUGAGUUUUUUGAAUGCUCAGGCCGCUUUACACGCCCUUCCCAAGGUCAUCGAUAUUAUGGGUGAUGAAUUAGAAUGGAGCCAACAGAGAAAGGAAACUGAAUGGAAGGAUACAGUUUCUUUCCUCGCCAGCAUGGGUCUACCGAGCGACCUGCUUCAAAUCACAAGAGAGCAGGUCUUAAAGGGGGAAAUGACGACAAGCCACCUUGCCCCUGCCAAGGGUGCCUCCAAAGCCGUUGUCCCUGUCAGACCUUCGCUUGAGCCUGUUGCCGAAUCCCACGGACCGGUUCCAUGAGUACGGCCAUUGCAUGACGAACAGACCAACGAGAAAAGUUUAUCUCCGGCGUCAUGAUCUGCAUUAUCUACGAGUGCAUUGGAUUAAAAACGCUGGACCUCUUUUGUAUGAUACCAUAUCUAUGAUCUGGCGCAGGGCGUUGGGGGAGCUUCCAGGUUCAUCGACCACAUGUUUCAGGAGUGAUUGAGUAUUUUCGGACCAUUUACAUCUAUAUUUCAUCCGGCAUUGUUGCUCGGAAUGACACUGGGCACGGCCCCGUGGAGCAAGCUGCCUAAAAUUUAUAUCAAUUAUUUACAUAUCAA
Exophiala oligosperma is the source of this 2800-nucleotide messenger RNA. RefSeq lists its product as uncharacterized. The coding region runs from base 402 to 2498 and encodes 698 amino acids. Gene Ontology annotation, biological process: glycerol-3-phosphate metabolic process. NCBI's taxonomy places the organism in Eukaryota, Fungi, Ascomycota, Eurotiomycetes, Chaetothyriales, Herpotrichiellaceae. The record is from RefSeq and is a predicted model, not a curated record. Gene Ontology annotation, molecular function: glycerol-3-phosphate dehydrogenase (quinone) activity. Gene Ontology annotation, cellular component: glycerol-3-phosphate dehydrogenase (FAD) complex; mitochondrion. The transcript has 2 exons.